ACAAAAACAACAGUCCAACACCACCAACAAGAAUACUAGAGUAGUACAGUAAAUUUGAUUAAAAGUCAAACCCCCCAAAAUAUCAAUCGGAGUGGAGUGGAGUGGAGGUAGAAGUGAUGAUGAUAUCAGUAGAAGAAGCUCUGAAAUUAGUAUUGGAUGCAUCAUCAAAGCAGCGGGGGCAGCCGGUGAGUGUGUCCAUAGAACACGGAGAUGCAUUUGGAAAGAUUUUGGCUCAAGACGUUCGUGCUCCUGAUCCUCUUCCUCCAUAUCCUGCUUCCAUCAAGGACGGAUAUGCUGUAAUAGCUGCAGAUGGUCCUGGUGAGUAUCCGGUUAUUAUGGAAUCAAGAGCAGGCAACGAUGGUCUUCACGUCACUCUCACUCCUGGAACCGUUGCCUAUGUUACUACUGGAGGCCCAAUACCUGACGGAGCUGAUGCAGUUGUGCAAGUAGAAGAUACCCAACUAGUUGAUACCCCUUCAUCUGAUACAAAACGUGUACGCAUCUUGGUUAAAACCAACACCGGAGUUGAUAUUCGUCCUGUGGGGUGUGACAUAAGCAAAGAUGCCAUAGUUUUGAAAGCUGGAGAACUACUGGGUGCUGCAGAAAUUGGGUUACUUGCUACAGUCGGUGUUUUGACAGUGAAGGUAUAUCCUACUCCAACUAUUGCUGUGCUUUCCACGGGAGAUGAGUUGGUAGAGCCUACAUGCAAGUCUUUAAAUCGUGGUCAGAUUCGGGACUCCAACCGGGCAAUGAUUGUUGCUGCUGCAAAACAGCAAAGAUGUAAAGUUAUUGAUCUUGGUAUUGCUCGUGAUGACGAGGAUGAAAUCAAGACGGUUCUGGAUAAAGCACUAUCAGCUGACAUUGAUAUUCUUCUUACUUCUGGUGGUGUUUCUAUGGGAGACCGGGAUUUUGUAAAACCUUUUCUUCAAAAUAAAGGCAGAGUGUAUUUUGAUAAGAUUGCUAUGAAGCCCGGAAAACCUCUUACAUUUGCAGAAAUCGCAACUCAGUCAUCAGACAAACAGAAAAGAAUUCUUGCGUUUGGUUUACCUGGUAAUCCAGUUAGCUGUUUGGUCUGCUUCAACGUCUUUGUCAUUCCAUCAAUUCGUAAUCUUGCUGGAUGGACAAAUCCACAUCUUCCAAGAGUACAUGCUUACCUUAAACAGUCGAUUAAGACAGAUCCAGCUCGGACAGAGUUUCAUCGGGCCAUUACUAGAUGGGAGAACAAUGCUGGAUUGGGAUAUCCAGGAUUUACGGCCGAGAGUACUGGUCAUCAAUUGAGUAGUCGUUUGCUAAGUAUGAAGUCAGCAAAUGCAUUGUUAGAAUUACCAACAUCAGGAAAAGUACUUCCUUCUGGAACUCGGGUAUCAGCUAUCUUAAUUUCUGAUAUAAGUGGGUUGGCUGUGGGGGAUGAUAUGUUACCAUUAAAUCUAGACAAUGUUACACAAAGUACCAUGGCAAUGAAAAUAAGUACCGAUACACCCACAUAUAAAGUUGCUAUUCUUACAGUGAGUGAUACUGUUGCAUCAGGGGCAGGACCUGAUCGAAGUGGUCCUAGAGCAGUUGCUGUUGUGAACUCUGCUUCUGAAAAAUUGGGAGGAGCAAUGGUAGCUGCCACAGCUGUGGUUUCAGACGAUAUUCCCAAUAUCAAAGAGAUCUUGCAGAGAUGGAGUGAUCUAGAAAAAAUGGAUUUGAUAUUAACACUUGGCGGUACUGGCUUCACGCCUAGGGAUGUUACACCCGAAGCAACAAAAGGCGUAAUAGAAAAGGAAACCCCUGGACUUCUACAUGUCAUGAUGCAAGAGAGCCUUAAGGUUACACAGUUUGCAAUGCUUUCACGUGCUGCAGCGGGUAUACGUGGAUCGACGCUGAUCAUUAACAUGCCGGGGAAUCCAAAUGCGGUUGGUGAGUGUAUGGAGGCAUUACUUCCGGCAUUAAAGCAUGCUUUGAAGCAAAUUAAGGGGGAUAAACGUGAGAAGCAUCCACGACAUAUUCCUCAUGCACAAGCAGAUCCAAAAGAUGUAUGGGAACAAAGUUAUCAGGCUGCUAGUAAUGAUGGCAAACAACCACCUGCUGCUUUGCAUAGUUGUGAUUGCAAGUAACUGUUUUUUGCAUAUGAUGUGGAUUCUUUAAACUUAAAAGUUAAGAGUUACAUGUUGUAAAAUCGCUCACAAAGUUGUAAGCACUCUAAUCAAAUAAUUUUUGUCGUUAACGUAUCGAUUUUAUGAUUA
This is a messenger RNA of Erigeron canadensis, 2228 nucleotides long. Its product is annotated as molybdopterin biosynthesis protein CNX1. Gene Ontology annotation, cellular component: cytoplasm; cytosol. Lineage: Eukaryota; Viridiplantae; Streptophyta; Magnoliopsida; Asterales; Asteraceae. The transcript has 13 exons. Gene Ontology annotation, molecular function: molybdopterin molybdotransferase activity. Gene Ontology annotation, biological process: molybdenum incorporation into molybdenum-molybdopterin complex; Mo-molybdopterin cofactor biosynthetic process. The record is from RefSeq and is a predicted model, not a curated record. Bases 117 to 2099 code for a protein of 660 amino acids.